UACGAUGACGACGACGACGGUAUCAAAACGGAUCCUGGUGGUAACUGUUCUCUACUUGUUGGUUAAUUCCGUCGUCGGCGGCGCCGAUAGAAAGAAGAGAAUUAUAACCUAUGACGGACGUUCACUCAUUAUCGAUGGAGCUAGAGAGCUUCUCUUCUCUGGUUCUAUUCAUUAUACACGUAGUCCUCCCGAGUUGUGGCCGGAAAUUAUUAGGAGAUCUAAAGCUGGAGGACUGAAUGUUAUUCAAACUUACAUUUUCUGGAAUGUUCAUGAACCAAUUAAAGGACAGUGGAACUUUGAAGGAAACAACGAUGUAAUAAAAUUCCUUAGAAUAAUCCAAGACCAAGGCAUGUAUGUGACACUCAGAAUUGGGCCUUUUAUUGAGGCGGAGUGGAAUCAUGGAGGAUUUCCAUACUGGAUGAGAGAGUUUCCAGGAAUUAUAUUCCGUUCAGAUAAUGAGCCAUUCAAGAGAGAAAUGGAAUCAUACUGCAGAAAGGUCAUAGACAUGAUGGUUAAAGAGAAUAUGUUUGCCCCUCAAGGAGGACCAAUCAUUAUGGCCCAGAUUGAAAAUGAGUACAACAAUGUUCAAUUGGCAUACAGAGAAAAGGGUGCCAGCUAUAUCCAGUGGGCAGCAAAUUUAGCACUAAGUUUUAACGUUGGAGUCCCAUGGAUCAUGUGCAAGCAAAAGGAUGCCCCAGGUGCAGUGAUCAAUACAUGCAAUGGAAGGCAGUGUGGAGACACAUUCACAGGACCUAAUUCACCAAACAAACCAUCUCUGUGGACUGAAAACUGGACGGCUCAAUACAGAGUGUUUGGGGAUCCUCCAUCUCAGAGAGCAGCUGAAGACAUAGCCUAUCAAGUUGCUCGUUUCUUCUCCAAGAAUGGAACUCUUACCAAUUACUACAUGUACCAUGGUGGGACGAAUUUUGGAAGAACAACUUCAACAUUCGUGACAACUCGCUACUAUGAUGAAGCCCCUCUUGAUGAAUUCGGUUUGCCAAGAGAACCAAAAUAUGGUCAUCUAAGGGAUUUACACAGAGCCUUGAAACUGUCUAAGAAAGCUUUGCUCUGGGGAACUCCAACAGCACCUGUGAGAACCACUGGGAAUGUUGAGAUUCGAACAUACGAGAAGCCUGGAACGACCAUAUGUACUGCUUUCCUAAACAACAACAACACCAAGGCCGGUGUGAAGGUUAAUUUCAGGGGUAAGGAUUUCUUCCUACCUCCGAGAUCAAUCAGCAUUCUCCCAGAUUGCAAGACAGUUGUUUACAAUUCUCAAACGAUUGUGUCACAACACAAUUCAAGAAAGUUUCACCCAUCAGCCAAAGGAAACAAAUUUGAGUGGACAAUGUCUAAAGAAAGUAUUCCAGACAUGAGCCAAAUGCCUAUCAAGAAUAGGGUUCCUUUGGAACAGUAUGUAACCGCAAAGGAUACCACUGACUAUAUGUGGUACAGCACCAGUAUCAGCUUUGACGCUCAGGACUUGUCAAUGCGUGACGAUAUCAUACCAGUGUUACAGGUUGCGAAUCUUGGACACGCAAUGGUUGCUUUUGUUAAUGGCGAAUAUAUUGGAUUCUUACAUGGAAGCAAUGUGGAGAAGAGCUUUGUCUUCCGAAAGCCAAUCAACUUGAAGCCAGGAAAUAACCAUAUAUCGAUCUUGAGCAUUACCAUUGGGAUGGUGGAUGCUGGAGCUUACAUGGAGAAGAGAUAUUGUGGAGUUAGAGCUGUUACAAUUCAAGGACUAAAUGCUGGAACACUGGAUAUUACUCCCAACAACUGGGGACACCAGGUGGGUAUUAGUGGGGAGAAGAAUCAGGUGUACACAGAGAAUGGAUCGAGUAAGUUUCAAUGGACCUCAGCAAAGGGUAUAGGAGGUCCUAUUACAUGGUACAAGACAUACUUUGAUACUCCUGAAGGAAACAGUCCUGUUGCGGUUCGAAUGGGAAAGAUGGGUAAAGGAAUGAUAUGGAUAAAUGGUAUAAACAUUGGUAGGUAUUGGAUGAACUAUCUGUCACCCCUUGGUCAGCCUACCCAAACUGAGUAUCACAUCCCGAGAGCAUACUUGAAACCAGAUAAGAAUCUAAUGGUGGUGUUUGAGGAAGUAGGAGGAGACCCAAGUGGAAUCGAGAUGAUGAUUGUAAACAGAGAUACAAUCUGCAGUUACAUAACUGAAAAUCAUCCUCCAAGUGUGGAUUCAUGGAAGAAGGUAGGAGGAUCUGACAUGCAGACUACAGUAGAGGACUUGAAAACCGGUGCUCACUUGUUCUGCACCGAAGGUAAAGUCAUUAAGAAAGUCGAAUUCGCCAGUUUUGGAAAUCCUGGUGGCUCAUGUGGAGCCUUCAUCCAAGGAACCUGUCAUGCACCCUCAAGCCAGAGUGUUGCUGAAAAGAAUUGUUUAGGGAAGAAAAGUUGUGCGGUACCUCUCGAUAGAACUAUUUUUGAAGGAAAAGGUGGAGACAAUUGUGGAGGCAUUAGCAAAGUAUUGGCAGUCCAAGUGAGGUGUGGUCAUGAAAAGUCAUCGGAUUAAGACGAAAACAUAAGGAGAAUAAAACAUUGAUAAGGCGAUUUAACGGAACUUGCAGCUGAAUUAGAUUUCUAUUGUUUAGUCCGUUCUCAUUCUUUUUGUGAUCGUAAACGAAAUAAAGAUCGUGUUGUUUACACCUUCUUUUCAUAUCGGGAAAUUACAGAGGAGUAUAAUGCAAUGCAUUUUAUAUA
Molecule: messenger RNA, 2715 nt
Organism: Impatiens glandulifera
Lineage: Eukaryota; Viridiplantae; Streptophyta; Magnoliopsida; Ericales; Balsaminaceae
Product: beta-galactosidase 13-like
Exons: 19
Coding region: 5-2527 (840 amino acids)
Biological process (GO): carbohydrate metabolic process
Cellular component (GO): vacuole; cell wall
Molecular function (GO): carbohydrate binding; beta-galactosidase activity
Source: RefSeq, a predicted model, not a curated record